Medioppia subpectinata is the source of this 375-nucleotide messenger RNA. NCBI's taxonomy places the organism in Eukaryota, Metazoa, Arthropoda, Arachnida, Sarcoptiformes, Oppiidae. The record is from the annotation of a GenBank genome assembly.
AUGAGAAUUCAACGACUCAACUGUCCUAACAUUACCAGAGAUUCGCCAACUGAUCCGUCAAACUGUCAUAACAUGAUUGUCGCUAUUAAAAGACCCAACUCUACGAUUGGGAUUCCCAACAGUACUAUUGAACCCAUGUUUUAUACGGCCGACGAGUUUAAGCCAACCACCCGUGAAAAGGCUACUUCCCUCACACUCGACCCAAAGACAUAUCCAAACAGUCAAUCAAACACUCCCAACGGUUCUCCGCGUACAUCUCCGCGAACGUCAAUCAUAUUGAAUGGAAAUAUAUUGAGUUCACUCUCACCGAUACCUCCCAUCAGACCUCCCGCUCCCUUUUCAUCCAAAACCCAUAUAUAUGACAAUCAUUUGAGU